Carya illinoinensis is the source of this 1000-nucleotide messenger RNA. RefSeq names its product homeobox-leucine zipper protein ATHB-7-like. The transcript has 2 exons. Gene Ontology annotation, cellular component: nucleus. NCBI's taxonomy places the organism in Eukaryota, Viridiplantae, Streptophyta, Magnoliopsida, Fagales, Juglandaceae. The coding region runs from base 293 to 889 and encodes 198 amino acids. Gene Ontology annotation, molecular function: sequence-specific DNA binding; DNA-binding transcription factor activity, RNA polymerase II-specific. The record is from RefSeq and is a predicted model, not a curated record. Gene Ontology annotation, biological process: positive regulation of DNA-templated transcription.
UUUACUCGACAAGCGUACGAACGAAGAAGCAAGUACUGAACAGCUUCUCGCUCCUCUUCAGCGAGAACAAGGGAUAUUUCUCCUAGCCACACAGAUUCUCACACGCCUUCCCCUGCUAUAAGUCUAGAACUCUUCCGUCAUUUCAAACUGCCUCAAAAGACACAAAUCCUCACUUCAUUAUAAGCCGUGAAUGUUGGCAACAGAGUGUGAGCAUCAGCAGUGGUAGAGAGAGUUAUUUUUCAUGCCAGAAUCUUAACUGCACAAUCUCAUAUGUUCGAGGAAGAAGAACAACAUGCGAAGGUUCAAUGAAGAACAAACCAAGUCGCUGGAAAUUAUGUUCGAAGCAGAGUCGAGACCAGAGGCUCAAGUAAAACAGCAGCUGGCUGACGAGCUUGGACUGCGGCCUCGCCAGGUUGCUAUAUGGUUCCAGAAUCGGAGAGCUAGAUUGAAAACUAGGCAGAUUGAGCGAGAAUACUGCAUAUUAAAAGCAAGUUAUGACAAUCUGGCUUCCAGUUUUGAGUCUCGAAAAAGAGAGAAUCAUCAACUCCUGAUUCAGUUGCAGAAACUGAAAAGCCUUUUGGGUAAGCAGCAUGGGAACGAAAAAGGAAGUUGCAGUGCUGGCGAAUCAGAGAAAGGAGAUCCUAUAUUUGAAGCAAAAGAUAAACCCAGCAUGAGCAUUCUACCGGAAGGUGACGACCAGAAAACAAACAUGCUUCCUGGGGCUGGGGAUACUAACUGCAGGCAUGCUCAGUGCUCUGAGGAAGAAACUGGGAUUCUAAAGACAGCACAACCAAUAGAUCAUGGUUCCCAAACAUCAUCAGAUGAUUGGUGCAAUUGUUUUCCAGAUGAUUCAAGUGGGAAUUCAGAGUGGUGGGAGUUAUGGACUUGAUCAAUUGCACACCCAUUACAAUUAGCAUGGAAGUGCAUGUAUGACAAUAAAUGUUAGUGUUGCUGCUCCAGGAUCUUAAUAGUUCUCAGUACUGUAACUGUUGCUGCUCCA